This is a messenger RNA of Papilio machaon (common yellow swallowtail), 2379 nucleotides long. RefSeq lists its product as uncharacterized. The coding region runs from base 1 to 2379 and encodes 792 amino acids. NCBI's taxonomy places the organism in Eukaryota, Metazoa, Arthropoda, Insecta, Lepidoptera, Papilionidae. The transcript is spliced from 2 exons. Gene Ontology annotation, molecular function: catalytic activity. The record is from RefSeq and is a predicted model, not a curated record.
AUGGCUAACCAUAGAUUUAAGUAUUUAAAACUCGGACUCCUAAAUGUUAGAUCACUUAAUACUGGAUUUGACGAACUAUUAAUACUUAUGCAUGAACAUAAACCAGAUAUACUAGCCUUAAACGAAACUUGGAUCCAAGACGGUGAAGAAAAACAUAUUCCAGUCAUUCCCAACUACCACUUAAGACAUACCCCGAGGCGCACUGGCCGUCGUGGAGGAGGAGUAGGUUUCUAUGUUAGAUCUGGUUUGAAUGUGCGUACCUGUUCUUACCCGAGUUCGGAUCUCGAGCAGAUGUGGCUCGAGGUAUCAGUACUAGGCGGAAUCAAAGUAGCGAUAGGUACAGUGUACAGAGCAGAAACGGCACUUACAGUCGACAACUCCUUGGAUGCUUUAAGCGAAGCAAUGAAUAGUUUUGCACAUUGUGAGCACAUUGUUAUACUGACAGAUUUUAAUGUAGACAUAUCACAACCUAGUAAAGCUAAUACAAUCAAAUUUUCAACCUUUUUAAAACAACGGAACCUGCAUCAAUUAGUACAAGAACCUACACGUAUAACCGAAACUACUAGUACUCUCAUCGACUUAGUCAUAACCGAUACACCAACAUUACAUGAUAACACAGUAGUCAUACAUAAUCCUUCACUUAGUGACCAUGCGGUUAUAUUCUCAGAACUGAAAAUAAAGCGUAAUAGAGAAAUUACCAAGUGUGUUAUUAGACGAUCGUUACAUACUAUUGAUUGUGAUACAUUGUGCUCCGACGUCCAACGUGAGAUCAGUUCCAUAGGUGAAGUACACACAAUGGAAAUCGAUGAACUGUUAUAUAGAUUCAAUACGAUAAUGAUCAAUGUUUUUGACAAACACGCGCCUCUACGUAAAAUACGAAUAAAGGAGAAGCAACGACCUUGGCUAACUGACACGAUUAAAGUGAUGAUGUCACUUCGAAAUACGGCGUUAAGACGAGCGAAAAAAUCCAACUUAGAAUGCCAUCGCACAUACUAUAAGAACCUUAGGAAUUUGGUGUCGAGCGCAAUUUACAGAGAGAAAAAGGCUUUUUUUACUCAUUACGUUAAUGAGAAUAUCAGAGAUGCAAAACGAAUGUGGUGCUAUCUGAAACGCUCAUCAAUUGUGGGCAAUACUGUGCUUCCAGACAUCCCUCAUAAUUUAAAUGACCCAAAUAAAAUAAACAGUUUUUUCCUUGACCUACCGGGAAGUGCAGAUUGUGAUAUCAACACCUUAACUUACUUCGAAACAAACAAAUUUAAUCCUGAAAACAACUUCACGCUUAAAGCACCAACUGACAACCAAAUACUUAAGAUUUUAUCAAUGAUCAAGACCAAUGCAGCCGGACACGACAAAUUGACGAUGGAAAUGAUCCGUAUGACUUUACCUGUAACUUUUAAAAUAAUUAAAAUUAUAAUAAAUAAAUCAAUAGAAUCACUCACCUUCCCUGAGCUAUGGAAAUUAGCCAAAGUAAAGCCGCUACCAAAAUCACCCGGAGUACUGGAGUAUAAAGAUUUACGUCCCAUUAGCAUCCUACCUACCUUAUCGAAAGUCCUAGAAAGAGACACAGACAUGGCAUUGGCCCACAUUAACGAAGAUUUGCAGACUAUCGAAGAAUGGGCGAAGAAGAACAAUUUAACUUUGAAUCCAACAAAGUGCAAGUAUAUGAUCAUAGGUACUAGAAGGCAACGAGAAAGAAUUGAAAGUCAUAAACCGCAAAUAAAACUUCGUAACAAAAUUUUAGAAAAGGUACAUGCAGCAAAAAAUCUGGGUCUGCAAAUGGAUAGUGAACUGCGCUUUGUGGAUCACGUCAACACGGCUAUUAGAAAUGCGUUCUAUCGGCUAAAAGUCCUGUACCGUGUGAGGUGCUUUCUGACAGAGAGCGUCAGGCUAAGGCUGGUGGAUUCAUUGAUACUGUCUCGGUUCAACUACUGUGACGCAGUUUACGGACCCAGAUUGUUGAUUAAGACGCAGCGGGCCAUACAACGUGUGCAAAAUGCUUGUAUGCGCUUUUGUUUUAACAUACCAAGGCGGGAACACAUUACUCCAUACUAUAACAAGUACAAGAUAUUAAAAAUGACCGGACGCCGACUGUUGCAUCUGGCUAAUAUUACCCAUAAAGUGGUCAUCUGCAAUCGCCCGAAAUACCUCUACGAGAAGCUAGAAUGGAGAAAAGACACGUCAGUCCAUCUUACUAGGUGCACUAUACAAAAAAAAAUGAUAGUUCCAAAGCACAGUACUACUGGUUUUAGAGGUGGUUUUAAGUUUUCAGCCUCGAAGGUUUGGAACGAUCUUCCUCCACCACUAAAUAAAAUAAUAUCGCAUUCAGGUUUUGCAAAGAAGUACAAAAAAAUUCUACUGGAGUCACAAACCAAUCAAUGA